Molecule: messenger RNA, 386 nt
Organism: Arachis ipaensis
Lineage: Eukaryota; Viridiplantae; Streptophyta; Magnoliopsida; Fabales; Fabaceae
Source: RefSeq, a predicted model, not a curated record
AGUUUCUGUUCAUCUAAAAAACACACAUAAACAACACAAAAUCUAAACUCUGUUCACUUGAUUAUUAUUAGAACUUGAAAAGAAAAUGGAGUCCAUUAAGCAGAGCUACCAACAAGGAAAAGCCAGGAGUGAGGCACAGCAAACGACAGAGAACAUGAUGGACAAGGCAAGCAAUGCAGCUCAAUCUGCUAAAGAGGGCAUGCAAGAGGCUGGCCAGCAAAUGCAGGCAAAGGCACAAGGAGUUGCUGAUGCUGUGAAGGAUGCAACCGGGAUGAACAAAUGAACUUUGAAGACAUCAUUGUGAAUUUGUGAUGGACUUUGAGUUAAAAAUAAUCCCUCUUAGGUUCAUUUAUUUGAUUAGAAACAAAAAUGUUGUUCCAAUUUUU